AUGGCAGAACACGCGGUUGCGGAGCUGCCUCGGCUGUGCAAGCUGAGGGACGCGCUGGAGGAGGCCUACCAGGAAGUCGGCGGGUACCUCGGGGCCCAGCGCUCCGCCUUCAUGGACAGCAUCGCGUCGCUGGAAACGGAAAAGGCGGCUCUCCGGACGGAAUUCGACGAGCUAAAGGCGGCAAAGGAGGCCGUCGAGGCCGAGCGGCACAACUUGCUGGAGGAGUUUGUCGCGCUGAGGGCGAGCAAGGAGUCCCUCGAAGCCCGGGUCCUCGGCCUGCAGGACGCAAACGCCAAACUCGUGGCGGAGAACAAGCUGCUGGAUAUCAUAGCAAGUGUCCUCGAGCGGCAGCCCGUCCCUCCCACGUAUCUCCUAACACCCACCCAGGACAAGGACCCCUUUGCGCUCGUGCUCGUCGACGGCAACAGCGUGCCGAUCCGCGCCACCGACGCCCCGAAGAAGUUCUACGGCGGGCUCCUCGCCGCCACCGUCCUCGUCAACGCCAUGCACGCCCUCCAACCCGGCUGCAAGAUAUACGUGCGCGUGUGGGCGGACCUCGGGUCCUUGGCUGCCGCCAGCGGAGACGCGUUUACGGAGGAGGAGGCGCGGGAGUUUGCGCGCGGCUUCACGGCGUUUGCGCACUGCGAUUUCGUGGACGUGGGGAACGGGACGGGGCGCGCGGGCGCAAAGGUCAGAGAGGCCUUCGAAGCCAACGUCGGCAACCUGCACUGCAAGCAGAUAUUCGUGGCCGACGCAAAAGACGGCUCGGCGUGCUUCCUCGAGCGGUACCGGUUCGGGCGCGAGAAGGAAAAGAUCUCGUUGCUAGGCCCUGGGGAGCUGGAGCCCGGGCGCGAGGAGCUGGGCGAGGACUUUGGGCGCGUGAGGUGCGACGAGGUGUUUGCUUAG
Molecule: messenger RNA, 906 nt
Organism: Aplosporella prunicola CBS 121167
Lineage: Eukaryota; Fungi; Ascomycota; Dothideomycetes; Botryosphaeriales; Aplosporellaceae
Exons: 4
Coding region: 1-906 (301 amino acids)
Source: RefSeq, a predicted model, not a curated record